Molecule: messenger RNA, 629 nt
Organism: Brassica rapa (field mustard)
Lineage: Eukaryota; Viridiplantae; Streptophyta; Magnoliopsida; Brassicales; Brassicaceae
Source: RefSeq, a predicted model, not a curated record
UAAAAAAACAAUAGAAUAGUUUUGGAAGAGAUCUUAUGGAAACAACACAGAGACACAAGGACGACGAGGAAGAGGCUCAGAUCCCGAAAACAGAGUUUGAAACAUCUUCUGAAGUUGAGUCAGACAAAAAAGCAGAGAGAUCCACCACCAAACUUGACAAGCAAGCUAUUCCCAAGAAAAGUCCUAAUCUGACCAAGGAGGAGAAGACAAUAAAGGAUAGUUUCUUUUAUUGCUGCCAGAAUUUCUUUACACUUCCCGAGAUGAUCGAUUACAUGAAGGUGAAUCACGGUUUGCCAAAGACCACUGUGACCAAUGUUUUCAGGGAACUUUUAACCGGUCGUAAUGGUGAAUCUUAUCUGAGAGCUUCACAGAGAAGAGCUCUUCAGAGGAGUAGUAAUGGUACAACAAGUAGUACUGUAGGUUCUUCUUCGUCGACUAAGUAAUGCUUGUUUUUAUUUUAUUUUAUCAAACAGUAAUGCUUCCUUUUUUAAGUUCCAAAAAAGGAAAGUAAUGCUUGCUUUACUUUUUUAGAUUAUGAUAUCCAGAAACUCUUUUUUUUUAUUGUUUGAUUCGAUUUGGAUUUUUGUAAGGUUUUUGUUUACAUUUUAUUAUGGAUUCAGUUUCAUAUU